Octopus bimaculoides (California two-spot octopus) is the source of this 354-nucleotide messenger RNA. Its product is annotated as histone-lysine N-methyltransferase SETMAR-like. NCBI's taxonomy places the organism in Eukaryota, Metazoa, Mollusca, Cephalopoda, Octopoda, Octopodidae. Gene Ontology annotation, cellular component: condensed chromosome; site of double-strand break; nucleus. Gene Ontology annotation, biological process: replication fork processing; DNA double-strand break processing; double-strand break repair via nonhomologous end joining. Gene Ontology annotation, molecular function: DNA topoisomerase binding; single-stranded DNA binding; double-stranded DNA binding. The record is from RefSeq and is a predicted model, not a curated record.
AUGUCUGAUUACGAAAUCACAAAUUUUGAACUUCGCGUAUUGCUGCGUCAUUAUUGGAGAAACAAUUUGGAUGCAAAAGCAGCUGCCAAAGCAAUUUGCGACGUUGAAGGUGAAGGUACGGUAGCACCGCGAACUGCACAGAAAUGGUUCAAGCGUUUCAAUAAAGGCGAUUUUGAUCCUGAAGACAGGCCACGUUCCGGACGACCAGCGAUUUUGGACGAAGGAGACUUGCAAGCCGUUUUGGAUGUUGAGCCGUCAUCAAGCACUCGUGAAUUGGCUGAAGAACUGAGUGUCUAUCAGAAGACCAUUUGGAAUAAUUUCAAGCCACUUGAUUUUGUCCACAAAAAGCCAUGA